UCCUCGUGUAUGGGUGUUUAUUUGCUUUAUUCGGAGAUAAAUGGGUACAAUGCCGACUCAGUAUUUUUAGAACAUCUACCUCGUCCAUCUUGCGCUCUUGUGCUCACUACCAAAUCUCUUCAACUUUCACACGUACCCCAACGACUAUUAUUUGAUCAUCAGCGAUUCCCUCCCAUAGACUCUACUGGAUCUCGCAUCGCCAUCGCAUUCGUGGUCCCCGAGAAUCUAUUCAUUUCGCCACAGAUUUUCGCCAUCAAGGGCUCGCCAACUCGAAGGCGGGCCUUGACUUCUACCCCUCACGAUGUUCCGAUUGAUUAAACCCCGGUUGACGAGUACGUGGACAACAAAUGUACGGGCGAGAUCAGGACCUGGCCGUUUUGCUGUGAAUCCAUUAUCUAUGCGCAGCAAUGCUCCGAGAUACGCAGGAACGGCAUCGAAUCCACAUGUGGUUCGCUUCCGGAAGUCACCCAUUAGAAUGAGAAACGUCGCCAUCAGCUUUAUGGUGGUAUAUGUCUGCUUUGAAGUUUACACCAGGCUAGUUCUCGGUCCCUUAGACAAGGCUGCUGAGGAGGCAUCGAAACACAUACCGGAGGAGGAGUGGCAAGAGGCCGAACCACCAUUAUUUAUACCCUUCCCUGGCACCGCGAAACAGCUGCCUACUAUUCCUUAUAAAGGAACUGAUCCAGAAUUCCAAGAGUUCAUCAAGAUUAGCCAGGAUACAAAGCUUAUGAAUAAAAUUAGGGCUGACUUGGCGGACAUGAUGCGGGAUCUUGCUUGCAAUAGUCUGAUCGCUGUACUUAUUGGAAAGAAUCUAAAAAGUAGAAGGAUUUGGCUCGAUAUUGACUUUCCUUCAAUUCCUCCACCGUCAUUCGAAAGAUCAGGGAUCGAAAUUUCUGACGAUGCAAUAUCCUGGGUCACACAGCCCGUCGAUCACCGAUUAGUAUACAAAAUCCGAAAUGUUUUAUGGCCAACUGUUGUUUUUCAAUCCUCAUGGAGUUUUAUAAAAGUCCUGGCUGCAGAGGAAUUAAGAAAUAUAGCAGGAAUACUUGGCCUGGGAGUUCAAACGAGUCCUGAUGAACAAUCAGUGGAGCAGAUUUUAACGUUACAAAGAACGAUGAAGGGGUUGAAAGGACAACAAAAGGUACCAGGGGGUGUUCAAGGGCCACUAGAUGCGAAGGAUGAGCCAUCACAACAGCAUCUGGAUGACAAAAGUAAAGAAAUUAGGGACAUUACAGGACCCGGAAAAUCAACCGUGAAAGAGGAGAUUUUCCCUGCACUUGUAAACAAUAUCAGGGACAUCCACGCAGGGUUUGCAAAACCCUUCAUGGCAUUCAAAUACAAAUACGUCGAGGCCAGCAGGUUGUGGCCAACUCAAAACCUUCAUCCAAGGGGUUCUAUUAAAGUAUCUGGAUUUGUCGAACUGGAAUCUGACAGGGCUUUCGUGGUCUUUGAUGUCAUCGCAGCUUGGGAUCCUAAAAAGAAGGAGUUUGACGCUGCAAGUAUGCAAGUCAAAAUGAGAAGAGUGCAAAGGAAAAAACAAAGACCUAUUGGAUUACCACGAGGCCCAGUCAGCUGAUGGUACUGUGCUUAGUGGAUAUCGGGUUUUGUUUUGAGGCGUUCAUGGUGGGUAUCAAGACACAUGGAUGUGAUGAUAAGGCGUUUAGGUGAGUGGAACAAUAGAGUCCCAUACUCUCUACUAAUGGAGUUGGAUUUUUAUAAGCGUAUUACCUUGGACUAGUCUAGAAAGGCAAAGCUUGGGGUAAGGAAGCGAUGGUUUACGAGGGGAUGAAAGUACCUAUCUGAUGUACUACACAUUUGAUUAAUACGCAAAAUAGCGAGUCAAAGCAAAAUUGAUUAGUCCUUUGUAACGAUUCUUCUCUAAAACUGCAUUAAUAUGUGCAAAUUCUUUCAGUUUGCGUAUUGCAAUGUUAUGACAUCAUUCUCAUGUAGUAUUCUAGAGUCAAUGCGUUUUCUUUCGUUUCCACAAUUUGCCCCCUUCUUCUCCCCCUUUCAGUAUUUCGAGGCGGAAUAUCAUGUUUAUAAGCUGAUCCUUUUCUGUCUUUCACUGCCUUUGCAAUGCAUAUGAACUGUUUUAUUGACAUG
Molecule: messenger RNA, 2103 nt
Organism: Botrytis deweyae
Lineage: Eukaryota; Fungi; Ascomycota; Leotiomycetes; Helotiales; Sclerotiniaceae
Exons: 4
Coding region: 302-1576 (424 amino acids)
Source: RefSeq, a predicted model, not a curated record